Mesorhabditis spiculigera is the source of this 735-nucleotide messenger RNA. Lineage: Eukaryota; Metazoa; Nematoda; Chromadorea; Rhabditida; Rhabditidae. The record is from the annotation of a GenBank genome assembly.
AUGAGCAUCGUCGACAGGGAGGUCGCCGCCACCUCGGGGAUGUACAACCGCUGCACCUCGGGAAACGACGGGCACCCCACCGGGCCGGUGAUGUCCGUCACGAGCGAGGUCACCCGAAAACUCACCGAAGAUGAAGUAAUUGCGCAGUGCUUCGUAUUCCUCGUCGCCGGCUUCGACACGACAGCAAAUACCCUCGCUUACGUCUCGCACUUCUUGGCUCAAAAUAGGGAUGUUCAAGAUCGUGUGCGCGAGGAGAUUGACAGCGUCUGCACCACGGAGGAAGUCACCCACGAACAACUCUCCGAGCUGAAGUUUAUGGAUUGCGUGACGAAAGAGGGACUCCGCCUCCAUCCUCUGGCCACUGUUGCUCUCACGCGACUUGCCGAGAGCGACUGCGAGCUGGCCGGCAUCAAGAUCGACAAGGGGACGAUAAUUCAGAUUGACGCUUACACCCUUGGGCGCAGCAAGGAAAUCUGGGGUGACGACGCCGAGGAGUUUGUGCCGGAGAGGUGGAUGAACGCGACAUCCGAACAGAAAAUGGCUUAUCUGCCGUUUGGAUCGGGGCCUCGGAUGUGUAUAGGAAAUCGGUUGGCCUACAACGAAGAAAAAAUGGCGCUCGUCCAGCUUCUCCGCAAAUAUGAGCUCUGCCCCUGCCGCGGAGCUACGAACAUCGAACUCCGAGGCGCAAUCACGGUCACCCCCCUCUCCGUCGAUCUGCUCAUCAAAAAUCGAGCA